AUGAGAUUCACGGAGAGACUUUCUGCAGUUUUGACACCGGAGUGGCGCAGUCAGUACAUCAACUACGAGCAAUUGAAAGAAAUGCUCUUAAUAGCUGUUGACAAUGCGCCCACCGAUCAAUCAGAGUUACGUGCCAUACAGUCAUAUCAAGCAGUUUUCGAUGAUAAAUUCUUCGAUCGCUGCGACAUGGAACUGCAAAAGGUCAAUACAUUCUUUGCUGAAAAGUUAGCUGAAGCAAAGCGCAAGCACGUCGCCUUAAUAAGUGAAGUGAAGCGAUCGUUAAGUGAUGCUGAGCAACGCGGCCGUGUCUCAGUACCAGAUCUCUUAACGGUGCUAUCAAAGAAGAAGAAAAGAGAAUAUCGCUUCGCCUUUAGUGAAUUGUAUCUCAGCCUGGUGCUGUUGCAGAACUAUCAAUCGUUGAAUCACACAGGUUUUAGAAAGAUCUUAAAGAAGCACGAUAAGUUACUGCGCAAUAGCAAAGGCAAGGACUGGUUUCAUUCAAAUGUAGAUAACGCAUUCUUCUUCACCAAUCGUGAGAUAAUGAAUUUAAUACACGACACCGAGGAUGUAGUAACCAACUAUUUGGAGAAUGGUGAUCGGCAGCGUGCCAUGAAGCGUUUACGUGUACCACCGCUUGAGGAUGUACACCAUCCUUGGACCUCAUUCCGUGUUGGCCUUUAUUUGGGCGCUCUAGUGGUAUUGUUCUCAGCACUGGGUAUAUCACUUUAUAUGACGGAUUUGGAUGCGACAAAUUUGGAAGCCUGUAUUCGCCUCUUUCGUGCGCCCUACUCCAUAGCUAUUUACCUUGCUUUAAUUAGCGUUAAUAUAUAUGGUUGGCGCAAAGUUGGUGUUAAUCAUGUGCUCAUUUUCGAAUUGGAUCCACGUCAGUAUCUGACUGCAGCGCAUGUCAUGGAAAUGGCUGUCGCCUUAGCGGUACUCAUUACGAUUGCCAUGAUUGCAUUCAUACACUCGUCAUAUUUGCAUACGCCACGCUUUGUCUUCCCCUUGACGCUGCUCAUCACAAUGGUCGCACUUCUUAUAAACCCUUUACCGAUUAUGAAUUAUUCUGCACGCAAAUGGUUCUUAAAAGUCAUGGGACGCGUUAUGUGUGCCCCAUUUUUCCAUGUGGGUUUCGCUGAAUUUUGGUUGGGCGAUCAGCUGAACUCUCUCGCUUAUUGUCUGGUGGAUUAUGCAUACACGGUCUGUUUUUAUUGCACCAAUUUCGAUUUGAACAAUGCUUCUGACCCGCCUGCGUGUUUGGCGCGGAAUCAGCUACUUUUCCCUACAGUUUUGGUACUUCCUGCUUGGUUUCGUUUCGCUCAGUGUUUAAGGCGCUAUCAUGACACCCGCAAAGUUUUCCCAUUCAUCGUGAAUGCGGGCAAGUAUUCAAUGUCAUUUCUUGUGGCAUUGUUCGGUUAUCUCAUGGCUGGCACUCGCAACUCAUAUGAAUAUUUCUUUGACAACCCCUUUGUGUGGUUCUUCAUAAUAUCGAACGUCAUGCAAACUGUUUAUACUCUCGUUUGGGAUAUGAUUAUGGAUUUUGGUGUGUUCAAGAAAUUUAGUGGAGAAAAUAUUUUUCUGCGUGAUCAAAUACUUUAUCCGGCGGGCUUCUAUUACUUUGCCAUAAUUGAGAACUUUUUUUCUCGCAUAUUUUGGGCUCUUAAGCUGUACAUAUAUCAGCAGGGCUAUAUGACUGUUUUCCAUAGCAAUUCAAUAGCCAGUGGACUGGAAAUGUUUAGACGUUAUGUCUGGAAUUACUUCCGUUUGGAGAAUGAACAUCUUUUUAAUGCCGGAAAAUUUCGUGCUGUGCGCGAUAUAUUCGUAGCGCCAAUUGAUCCAGACGAUGAAAUCCAAUUGCAACGCAUAAUGGAUGAGCUCGAUGGCACAACCAAUCGAUCUUCAGCUGAAAAUGGUAAUGCCAUUGAUAUGAAGGAGGAUUAA
Molecule: messenger RNA, 1941 nt
Organism: Bactrocera tryoni
Lineage: Eukaryota; Metazoa; Arthropoda; Insecta; Diptera; Tephritidae
Product: xenotropic and polytropic retrovirus receptor 1 homolog
Exons: 8
Coding region: 1-1941 (646 amino acids)
Biological process (GO): phosphate ion transport; cellular response to phosphate starvation
Cellular component (GO): cytoplasm; plasma membrane; Golgi apparatus
Molecular function (GO): inositol hexakisphosphate binding
Source: RefSeq, a predicted model, not a curated record